Messenger RNA from Vigna umbellata (rice bean), 959 nucleotides. NCBI's taxonomy places the organism in Eukaryota, Viridiplantae, Streptophyta, Magnoliopsida, Fabales, Fabaceae. The record is from RefSeq and is a predicted model, not a curated record.
UUUUGUUCCUCAUUCAAUCUAAUUUCUCUGUUGGGGCGUGUUACGAAUUCCAGUUUCAAUGGCGUCUCUCUUCUCUCCUCCACCAACCCAUUCUCACCGACGCUACUCUCCGCCUUCGCUUCUCUCUUCCGAUCUUCUCGAUCUCUCUCCCCCGGUUACCUCCGACUCUCGCUCCGUCCUCGUCUUCCCAAGAGACUCCGUCAGUCGCCUCUCUCUCUUACAUAUGGGAAUCACUUUCGUGUGACUACAUACGGAGAGUCUCAUGGAGGAGUUGGCUGUGUCAUCGAUGGAUGUCCUCCUCGUAUACCUCUCCUCUCGACAGAGUUGCAAGUGGAUCUUGACAGAAGUGUACCUGCCAGGUCAGAGCCGAUUACUACUCAGAAGGAGACUGAUACAUGUAAAAUAUUUUCAGGAGUCUCCGAAGGACUUACCACUGGAACUCAAUUCAUGUAUUUGGUACCCAAUACUGAUCAAAGAGGAAAUGACUAUAGUGAGAUGUCAUUAGCUUAUAGGCCUUCCCAUGCAGAUGCCACCUAUGACAUGAAGUAUGGUGUCAGAUCAGUUCAGGGUGGUGGUAGAUCUUCUGCAAGAGAAACAAUUGGAAGGGUUGCUUCGGGUGCUGUUGCUAAGAAAAUCCUUAAAGAUUUUUCUGGAACUGAGAUUCUUGCAUAUGUCUCUCAAGUUCAUAAAGUUGUUCUUCCAGAGGACGUUAUUGAUCAUGACACUUUGAUGCUUCAUCAGAUUGAGAGUAACAUUGUUCGAUGUCCAGACCCUGAAUAUGCAGAGAAGAUGAUAGCUGCAAUUGAUGCUGUGCGAGUGAGAGGUGAUUCUGUUGGUGGUGUUGUAACAUGCAUUGUUAGGAACUGUCCUCGUGUAAGUCUUUCCACCUGUCUCUAUCAAGCUGAAAUAAUUUGGCAAGAUAGCAAGUAGAGAUAAAAGCCAUAACAACUGCAAAGGUU